AUGUGGAGGCGCGCAUAUCUGUUUCUGGUUCUGGUUCGACUUUAUUUUGCUCUCUCGCCGAGCUACCUUCACCCUGAUGAGAACUUUCAAGGCCCGGAGGUGAUAGCCGGCCAGAUCUUCAGUUAUCCAGUCAAACUCACCUGGGAAUUUACCGCCGAUGAUCCAGUGCGAAGCGUAUUUCCAUUAUGGCCUGUCUACGGCCUGCCAAUGCUCCUCCUGAGAUGGUUGUGGAUAGGGAACGGAAAUGAUGGAGAGAUACCGCCGAUUGCAGUGUUCUGGACGUUGAGAGUGUUGAUGUUCGCGUUGAGCUUCGUGCUGGAGGACUGGGCACUGCAUGAAUUGGUUCAGUCACCACGGCAUCGAAGGGUGGCCGUUCUACUCGUCGCGUCCUCCUACGUCACAUGGACAUACCAAACUCAUACCUUUUCGAAUUCUAUAGAGACGCUGGCUCUGGCCUGGUGCUUAGUUCUGAUCCACAGGAUUGUAGAAAAUAAGCAACGGUCGUCUGCCUUUGCAACAGCUAUUCUUGCAUUUGUCGCUGUUUUUGGUAUCUUCAACCGGAUUACAUUUCCGGCUUUUUUGAUAAUUCCUGGACUUCGUUUAAUUCCUCACUUUCGCAAAAGGCCUCUUGCACUUCUUGCAGCGAUAUUUUCUGCCCUUCUUACUGCAUUCAUCGCCAUCUACGUAGAUACCCAGUUUUACAGCGAUCAUUCGGUCACUUGGUCAUACCUCUUCUCCAAUCCGGUCAUUACACCACUCAAUAAUUACAAAUACAACCUUCAAUCAAGUAAUCUUGCGGCUCAUGGCUUACAUCCUUGGUACCAGCAUAUUCUAUUCAACCUGCCACAACUUCUUGGCCCAGCUGCCCUUCUCCUCAUCUUGGGCCCGCAUCCAUCUUUACGACUCUACUCUGCAAUUGCGGGCACUGUCGUCCUCUCCUUCUUCGAACACCAGGAAGCUCGUUUCCUUCUCCCAUCGAUCCCCCUCAUUCUUUCUUCCAUACAAUUACCGAAGAACAAAACUCAUCUGCGUCUUUGGGCUGGUACCUGGAUUCUCUACAACGCCUUCUUUGGCAUUUUAAUGGGUGUAUAUCACCAAGGCGGCAUUGUACCCACUCAGACAUUCUUGAGUAAGCAGCCAGAUGCAACGCAUUCCAUCUGGUGGAAAACGUAUAGUCCUCCCGUAUGGCUUCUGAACGGGAAAAACGAGGUUUUGACGACGCACGAUAUAAUGGGCAUGAAAGGACCACUCAUGCUGAGAGAGCUUGGAGCUCUUGCGACAUGUCACAAGGCUUCUGAGAAUGCAACAGCAUAUCUGGAUGAGAAAGAAGGCACUUACUUGAUUGCUCCUUUAUCAGCAACCUUCCUCGAUCCAUACGUCUCGAGCCAAGAAUCGAUUCUCCACUUCCAAGAAGUCUGGCGAUACAAGCAGCAUCUCAAUCUUGACGAUCUAGACUUCGGCGAUGACGGAUUUUGGAACACCUUGGAGAGGGUUAUAGGCCGACGAGGUCUCGGCGCAUGGAGAGUCACAAAGGAUUGUGUUGGGAAAGCAUAA
This is a messenger RNA of Cadophora gregata, 1554 nucleotides long. RefSeq names its product alpha 1,2 mannosyltransferase (gene SMP3). The record is from RefSeq and is a predicted model, not a curated record. Gene Ontology annotation, cellular component: endoplasmic reticulum membrane. The coding region runs from base 1 to 1554 and encodes 517 amino acids. Gene Ontology annotation, molecular function: alpha-1,2-mannosyltransferase activity. NCBI's taxonomy places the organism in Eukaryota, Fungi, Ascomycota, Leotiomycetes, Helotiales, Ploettnerulaceae. The transcript has 4 exons. Gene Ontology annotation, biological process: GPI anchor biosynthetic process.